Tachyglossus aculeatus (Australian echidna) is the source of this 5764-nucleotide messenger RNA. RefSeq names its product large tumor suppressor kinase 2 (gene LATS2). NCBI's taxonomy places the organism in Eukaryota, Metazoa, Chordata, Mammalia, Monotremata, Tachyglossidae. The transcript is spliced from 8 exons. Gene Ontology annotation, molecular function: protein binding; ATP binding; protein serine/threonine kinase activity. Gene Ontology annotation, cellular component: spindle pole; nucleus. The coding region runs from base 309 to 3701 and encodes 1130 amino acids. The record is from RefSeq and is a predicted model, not a curated record. Gene Ontology annotation, biological process: hippo signaling; regulation of organ growth; peptidyl-serine phosphorylation.
UGCGCGUCCGGACGGCGGCCUGCGCGGCCGAGGAGAUGGGGCCACCGCCCCCGGGGCUCCCCCGGACCCGCGGGGGGCAGCCCCGACCCCAGAACACGCCCGGGGAGCCCGAUGAGCCGCAAUCCGAAGACAUGGGAAUGUUUUGGUUCCCCAGCGGAGCUGUGCCGUAUGUGAAGUAAAGAACAGUUGAAAAGGAGAUUGUUCUGAGAGAGCGUGUUUACCCCAAGCCGGUCCUGUUAACAAUAGCUUCCUUAGAAUAAAAGACUUACAGAAGAUUGUAUUUAUGCUGAAAGGAAAUUGGCCUAACAAUGAGGCCAAAGACUUUUCCUGCUACAACUUACUCUGGAAACAGCAGGCAAAGAUUGCAGCACAUCCGCGAAGGGUUGAAGCAGCCUCCCAAGCCGGCCGGGCCGGGGGUCCCCGCCGGCUCCCUCAGUGACCCGUCCCUGGCCUCCAAAAGCCUGGGAGGGAAGGACACUGCGAGGCAGCAGCAACAGCAACAGCAGCAGCUGAGACCCACCGCCAAGUUUGGGCCUUACCAGAAAGCCCUGAGGGAGAUCCGGUACUCCCUGCUGCCUUUCGCCAAUGAGUCGGGCUCUUCGGCUGCUCCGGAUGUGAACCGACAGAUGCUGCAGGAGCUGGUGAAUGCCGGUUGCGAUCAGGAAAUGGCGAUGAGGGCGUUGAAGCAGACGGGCAGCAGGGGCAUCGAGGCGGCCCUGGAGUUCAUCAGCAAAAUGGGUUAUUUGGACCCAAGGAAUGAACAGAUCGUCAGAGUCAUUAAACAGACCUCCCCAGGGAAAGGAGCCGUGCCAAAUCCCGUAGCCCGCAGGCCGAGCUUCGAAGCGGCUAACGAAUCUUUCCCUCCCUACCACCAACACGGCAGCGCAGUCUACGAUCGGGGUGGCUUUGGCGUGGACAGCGCGAGCCUGCUGGGCGACGGGCCCCGGCAGUACGUGGACUACCUGCUGGCGCCUCCGCAGCGGCUGCCCGGCGUCGGCCCCCACGGUGCAGCCGGCGGCCACCCGCACCAGCCCAAGGCCUACCCCGCCAGCCUGGAGCCCCCUCUGAUCAACUACCCGGUGGGCGGCCACGGAGGCCAGCCCCUCCCGCUCCCGGCCCCGCACGGCUCUGGCAGCGUUCACUAUGGCAGGCCGCUCCUGGUGGUGCCGGGAGAAACCCUGGGGUAUGGCGUCCAGCGCAGCCCGUCCUUCCAAAGCAAGAUGCCGCCACCACCGCUGCAGGAGGGCGGCUACGGCAACCUCCCAAGCAAAGGGCCCGGGGUUCCGGGUGGCCCCGGCCAUGCCUUCCAGCAGGCAGCGGGCACAGUCCCGGGGAUGGGGGCAGGCGGCCUGUACGGCUCUCACCCUCACCACAAACAGACCAGCCCGUCGGCGCACCCGGUGCACGUGAUGGGCGGCCGGGGCCCAGCGUUCCCCAGCGACUUCGCGGAGAGCCCCCCUGCAAGCCUGCUUUCCCCGUCGCGCAACAGCCUGAACCUGGAUGGGUAUGAGCUGGGGGGCGCGGGCGGGCCAGCGUGGCCUCCGUCCACUCUGUCCCGGCGCGACUCCCUGCAGAGCCCGGGGCUGGAGGCCUCCCCGCGCCAGCACGUCGGCUUGCGGCCCGACGGCCCCGGGCCCAGCAGGACCAACUCUUUCAACGGCCACCAGCCGGCAUCUGUGUCCCUGCGGGCCGGGGCCCCGGGCAAGAACGACCCCGCCCUCUCCUCCCCCAACACCAUCACGGCCGUGACGGCGGCCCACAUCCUCCACCCGGUCAAGAGCGUGAGGGUGCUGAGGCCCGAGCCACAGACGGCCGUCGGGCCCUCCCACCCCGCCUGGCUGCCGGCCCAGGCCCCCGGGGCCGAGGGUUUGGAAGCGAUGGAGCCGCACGCCCCACCCCUGAGUGGCCCGGGCACCUACCCUCUGGAUGCCGACUUCGGUGCUCAGGAGCUGCGCUGGCCACCCCCUCCCUAUCCCAAGCACCUGCGGCUUCCCAACAACGCCGAGCCUCUGGACGUGGACGGCCUCUGCGCGGGCGUGGAGCAGAGCCUCAGGGGGGUGCCCGGCCCGGCUGAGGACAGCGGCGACAGGGGCAGCAAGAGCGCCAAGGGGGACAAGGCGGGCAAGGACAAGAAGCAGAUCCAGACAUCGCCCGUGCCCGUGCGGAAGAGCGGACGGGACGAAGAGAAGAGGGAAUCGCGGAUCAAGACGUACUCGCCUUUCGCUUUCAAGUUCUACAUGGAACAGCACGUGGAGAACGUCCUGAAAACCUACCAGCAGAAAGUCCACCGGAGACUGCAGCUGGAACAAGAAAUGGCCAAAGCCGGGCUCUGUGAAGCGGAACAGGAGCAGAUGCGGAAGAUCCUCUACCAGAAGGAGUCCAACUAUAACCGGCUGAAGAGGGCUAAGAUGGACAAGUCCAUGUUUGUGAAGAUCAAGACCCUGGGCAUUGGGGCCUUCGGGGAGGUAUGCCUGGCCUGCAAGGUGGACACGCACGCCCUGUACGCCAUGAAGACCCUGCGCAAGAAGGACGUCCUGAACCGCAACCAGGUGGCCCACGUCAAGGCGGAGAGGGACAUCCUGGCGGAGGCCGACAACGAGUGGGUCGUCAAGCUCUACUACUCCUUCCAGGACAAAGAGAGCCUGUACUUUGUGAUGGAUUACAUCCCCGGCGGGGAUAUGAUGAGCCUCUUGAUCCGCCUGGAGGUGUUCCCCGAGCACCUGGCCCGCUUCUACAUCGCCGAGCUGACCCUGGCCAUCGAGAGCGUCCACAAGAUGGGCUUCAUCCACCGAGACAUCAAGCCGGACAACAUCCUGAUUGAUCUGGACGGGCACAUCAAGCUCACCGACUUUGGGCUCUGCACGGGCUUCCGCUGGACACACAACUCCAAAUACUACCAGAAAGGGAGACACGCCCGGCAGGACAGCAUGGAGCCCAGCGGGCUGUGGGACGAUGCGUCCAAUUGCAGGUGUGGAGACAGGCUGAAGACCCUGGAGCAGCGAGCCGAGAAGCAGCACCAGCGGUGCCUGGCCCAUUCCCUCGUGGGGACGCCCAACUACAUCGCCCCCGAGGUCCUUCUGCGGAAAGGGUACACUCAGCUCUGUGACUGGUGGAGUGUUGGUGUGAUUCUUUUCGAGAUGUUGGUGGGGCAGCCACCCUUCCUGGCCCCCACCCCCACAGAAACCCAGCUGAAGGUGAUCAACUGGGAGAACACCCUCCACAUCCCGGCUCAGGUCCAGCUGAGCCCGGAGGCCAGCGAUCUCAUCACCAAACUGUGCUGCGCGGCGGAGGCGCGGCUGGGCGGCAACGGCGCUGACGACAUCAAGGCUCACCCGUUCUUCGGCGCCAUGGACUUCUCCGGGGACCUCCGCAGGCAGCCCGCGCCCUACGUCCCCAAGGUCAGCCACCCGAUGGACACCUCCAAUUUCGACCCCGUGGAUGAGGAAGGCCCUUGGGACGACGCCAGCGGUGACAGUACCCGGGCCUGGGACACGCUGGCCGCCGCCAACAGCAAGCACCCCGAGCACGCCUUCUACGAGUUCACUUUCCGGAGGUUCUUUGAUGACAACGGGUACCCGUUCCGGUGCCCGAAGCCUUUGGGGGGCGAAGCUACCCCACCUGAGGACUUGGAUCCGAACCCCAGAGAGAACGCCAGAGCGGUGGGGGAACCGGCUGGGGGAUGUCAGCCCGUCUACGUGUGACGGGACAGCGGUGGUGGAACCCCCGACCCCCACCCGCCUCCUGGGGCCAGGGCACAGUCAGCCUGUCCGCGUGUGACCGGAGAGCGGGGUUGGGACACCCCCGGGGCGUGGGUGCCGUCAGCCUGUCUGUGGGGACACGAACAUGGGACUCCCGGCCCACCCCACUCUGUGGCCCUUUUAGACCCCUGAAGGCCCCGAGCCGAGCCCUCCCUUAGCUCCUGCGGGGCCCCGGUCCGUCUCGGAGAACGUGAGUCCGUCGACGGAGACGCUUGAAAUUCUGGCCUUCAUCGAAAAACGGUCUUCCAGCCCCGCAGACUUCACUCUUCACUCCGGUCUGUGUACGAGCAGACCCCGUCCCCCGAACACGCGACCGAGGGCCUCGCGGCCUAUCAUUAGACAGGUUUUUUAAUAGAGUACCGUCUUGAAAGAGCACUUAUAUUUUGUUUCUACCAGUUUGUUUCCUACUAAAUGAUAGGGAUUAACUCUGACAAAUCAUGCUGCUGUUCUCUUUUCUCCAUUUGUAUUUUAUCCCAAGCACUUACUUCCCGUGUAGGAGAAGGCAUGAAAACGGGAGAGCGUGUGAUGGGAGGAGUCUCUGUGCAAUAAUGUAAAAAAGGAAGAGAGAUCACCCUCUGCUCCCCGUGUUGCCGACGCCCGUGUGUUCACACCCGGGUGCGUGUUUGAGACGUUUGUCUUUUCCACUUUUCGAACUCCUGAUAUGACCGUAAAGCUGCUUUGGUUUUCUGUUUGCCGGUCGGAGCGGAGGAGGGUGGGUGAGGAGGGGAUGACGCGGGAGUGAUUUGGCAUCUCUGGUGUGGGAGGAAUGUUGUGUGAGCAGGGUGUUUCAAUUUGAAAUGACCAUAUCUUGCCCGACACAGGCCGGUCCUGUGAGUCUGUUGUGGCUGAGCUUCUGUAGCUGCGGCGCUCUCCAGCGUCGCCCGGCGGGCUCGUGCCGGCGACUUCCCUUGGAUGAUUGUAUCCCUCGUUGAGCUGUCCAACCCAGUAAUUGCGUGUGUAUAACUGAGGAGUGAUUUGAUGUCUUCUUGAUGUGAUUGGAUCAUUUUUCGGGGCGACUGUUUUACCACCUGCCGUACUCUGAAAUCGGGAUGCUUCUGCGUGAGAUAUCAUUAGGGUGAAUCAAGGAAAUAUUGGCUCCCUUGCUAUUCUAUGUGGCCAGAGCGGGAGAGCAGUGAGUCCGGCCUUGCCUUAUUGCCCCACACCUGCCUCUCCCCCUCAACCCCCCACCUGCCCCACCUCCCCAUCCCCACACCCCAAGCCUGAGGAUUGGGGGGGAUGGCACCCCUUCCUUCUGGGAGCCGCGCACACGACCGAGUCUGGUGUCCCGGACUGCGACCACCUCCACCCCGGGUCCGAGAGAACUGUACUCCAACAUCAACUCCGAACUGGGUUUAAAAUACGUCUUUCUUCCCACUGUAAAAGUGAGGACUAUCCAAUCCGAGCCCUAGAAAUGAUUAAGCCAUACAUAUUUGCAUAUAAAUAUAGGUGUAUAUAUAUUUAACAGCAUAAACACACGAAAUAUUUCUUCAUUCAGAUUAGUGUAACUGUCCUGUUUAAAAUGAGUUAUAAUAUUUGAGUAAAAUGUCCUUCGUUUUUUUGUUUGGGGUUUUUUUUUUUUUGCUUUUUAAAAAAAAACCUGGCGCUUCAGUCGUAUUUUUCAUUACGUUAUUCCACGUAUUAUUCCUUAACGUUUGUAGCCUAUCGUAUCCAUUGUGUGGAGCGUUCGUGCCCGGCCACACCGACAGGCUCCCCCCGCCCCAGCCCAGCAGACGGUUCCUGCGGGCCUGUUUACAUUUGUGUGGCGACGGCGGGAGCGAGGGCCUGAGGGUCCCCGACCCGCUGCGGGUGGGCCGUGGCAGACAGCGGAAGGUUCAGUAUUACUGCUUUUGUAGCCCGAUGCCGUUUCUGUAAUUUACAUCUAGCCGACAUUCUUUCAUGUGGUAGGUUCUUUCUCAGGAACUCGAUUUAACUGUUAUUUAUUGAUGUAUCAUUGCCCCUGAAAGCUUCUACUGGCACAAUUUAUUAUUAAAACUUUGGACCCCAAA